Messenger RNA from Oncorhynchus kisutch (coho salmon), 1175 nucleotides. Its product is annotated as SPARC-like. Bases 8 to 943 code for a protein of 311 amino acids. Gene Ontology annotation, molecular function: collagen binding; calcium ion binding; protein binding. Lineage: Eukaryota; Metazoa; Chordata; Actinopteri; Salmoniformes; Salmonidae. The transcript has 9 exons. Gene Ontology annotation, biological process: anatomical structure development. The record is from RefSeq and is a predicted model, not a curated record.
AGAAAGUAUGGGAGCAGAAUUGGACCAUAAAAACAGAUACCUUCAAAAGGUGUGUGAAAAGGAGAGGAAAAGCUAUGCAGCUGGCAAGACGCAGGAGAACAAGGAAAAUAGCAACGGAGGACAGAAGCAAGUGAAACUGCCUGCCAUCUUGACCACAAUGCACCUGACUAUAAACCUGCUCUGCCUGCUGGUCCUGACCUUUCACCCUGACCUGGCCAUGGGAGGAAGAUCCCAGCGCAAACAAAGGCAGGCUGAGGACAGUCUAAGACCAUACCUGGGAAGAGUGGACCCAGUCCAACUGUGUGAGCUGCUGAAGUGUCACAGUCCAAUGGGCUCCUGGUGCCAAGUGGUGCAGGACAACGAAGUCCUCGUCCCAAAGUGUGUGUGUCCGAAGACCUGCCCACGGCAGGGGGCACCAGUGUGCAGUGUUCUGGGAAAGACCUAUGGGAAUGAGUGUCUGCUGCAUAGAGAAGCCUGCCGCAAGAGACGUCGCAUUGGACUGGCUCAUAUAGGACCCUGUCUUGUUCCCAAGGCAAACUGCACAGAGGAGGAGUAUGGCCAAUUCCCAUACCGUCUAAUGGACUGGUUCCUCCUAUUAAGUCGUAUGGGAAAGUCUUAUGCCCCCUAUGCCCUGCCCCAGAGCUGCCUGAGCCAUACCCAGCGCACCCAACUAGCCCAGCAGCGGUUUGCCCUGCUGGACAAGAACAAGGACGGGAAGCUGAGCCAGAGGGACCUGAGAAAGUUGCGCUACAAGAGGAUGCCUCUCGAGCAAUGUGCUAACUUCUUCUUCCAGUCAUGUGACCAUAACAAGAACAGUAAGGUGACCCUGCAUGAAUGGAUCUCCUGUCUGGUGGAUCGCUCAGAGAGCUGGUUCCAAAACUUCAUGUCUAUGCAAAUGGGAUCCGGUAAGCUGUGUCCCAUGAAGACCGACAACCACCUUUGACCUGGACAUGAACACAUCUCCUCUCGCUUGUCUACAUGUGAAUCUGUUUAUCACUGCUAUCUACAAUAAUAAGCAUACAAAAUGAUCCACUUUUCUCCACUUCCAGCAUCAUACUCCCCUAACUGUCACACUCAGUACUGUGUUUGUUUUUGACUUAUGACAUCUGUUUUGUGACGGUCACUGUACAUUCAUCUGUGUGGAGAAAUGGCCUGUAAUAAAUGUCUGAGACAUG